AUGCUGCCCACUCUUGUGUUUUGGGGACUUAUGGCCCUCAUUGGCACUUCCAGGGCCUCAUACUCAUUCACUCAUGCCAUGAAUCCUCGCCUGCAUCCUCGCCUGUACCACGGCUGCUAUGGAGACAUCAUGACAAUGGAGACCUCUGGGGCUCCCUGUGAGAUAAACAAUUUGAUUAGCUGUGGGAUCCGUGGCUCUGAAAUGUUUGCUGAAAUGGAUUUAAAGGCCCUAAAGUCUUACCAGAUUGUGAUCAAGGAAGUGGGGCAGAGAUACUGCAUCGAUCCAGCCAUCAUCGCAGCCAUCAUAUCCAGAGAAAGCCAUGGUGGAACUGUCCUGCAGAAUGGCUGGGACCACAGGGGACUUAAAUUUGGCUUGAUGCAGCUUGAUAAACAACUUUACCACCUUGUUGGUGCCUGGGAUAGCAAAGAACACCUUUUGCAGGGUGUUGGGAUUCUAGCAGACAAAAUUAAGGCGGUCCAGAGAAAGUUCCCCACGUGGAGUGUGCCUCAGCACUUAAGAGGUGGUAUCUCUGCCAUGAAGUCGGGAAUUGACACUAUUGUUACACCCAUGGACAUAGAUGUUGACUUAGUUAGUGACAUUAUUGCCCGAGCUAAAUUCUUCAAAAAGCAUGGAUUCUAG
Messenger RNA from Perognathus longimembris pacificus (Pacific pocket mouse), 639 nucleotides. RefSeq names its product lysozyme g2 (gene Lyg2). The record is from RefSeq and is a predicted model, not a curated record. NCBI's taxonomy places the organism in Eukaryota, Metazoa, Chordata, Mammalia, Rodentia, Heteromyidae. Gene Ontology annotation, molecular function: lysozyme activity. Gene Ontology annotation, biological process: defense response to Gram-positive bacterium; peptidoglycan catabolic process. Bases 1 to 639 code for a protein of 212 amino acids. The transcript is spliced from 5 exons. Gene Ontology annotation, cellular component: extracellular region.